Molecule: messenger RNA, 2592 nt
Organism: Aspergillus oryzae RIB40
Lineage: Eukaryota; Fungi; Ascomycota; Eurotiomycetes; Eurotiales; Aspergillaceae
Product: putative C6 transcription factor Prf
Exons: 5
Coding region: 1-2592 (863 amino acids)
Biological process (GO): DNA-templated transcription; regulation of DNA-templated transcription
Cellular component (GO): nucleus
Molecular function (GO): zinc ion binding; DNA binding; DNA-binding transcription factor activity, RNA polymerase II-specific
Source: RefSeq, a predicted model, not a curated record
AUGGAUCACGAUCCCGCAGCGACUCAUACCGGGCAUAUAGAUCCGGACAGCAACUACGUUCCCCGUCCUAAGCGCAUUGCAUGCGUCGUCUGCCGGCGAAGAAAACUGAGAUGCGACGGGAGGAAACCAAGCUGUGGUACUUGUUCCAGGUUGGGCCACGAAUGUGCUUACGAUGAAGUGCGCAAGAAAAGUGGCCCAAAGCGGGGUUAUGUGAAGCAGCUGGAGGCGCGGUUAGCCCAAGUCGAAACUUUACUGAAGACACAGGAGGUGAACCCCUCCCACAACAGCCAAGGAAAUGGCACCAACGUCGCAGCACCACAAGAGUUCGUUAGCAUCCCGGAGACGGCCCCGUUCACAAACAGUAUUGAUGCGCCUAUGUCAUCCCCCGAAGGCGAAAUCAACAAUAUCCAGUCAAGCCAGACAUUCUUGACACCGGGAUUAGAUCGCACGGGUAAUUUUGGAUGGGAUAUGAUUAGUUUGGGACUGGAGGAACCUUUGCCUGACCGAGAAAUCAUCGAUGAACUAAACCAGAUAUACUUUGAGAAAAUCCAUCCUUAUAUGCCGAUUUUACACCGUCCCAGGCAUUUGGCAGCAAUGGAUCUUGCUCCAAGUGUACGACCUCCCGUGUGUUUACAGUAUAUCACCUGGUGCCAAGCCGCUUCUGUCAGCGAGAAAUAUUCGAAUUUGCAUGCGCUUUUCUACCAGCGAGCCCGCAAAUAUGCGGAAUUGGACGAAAUGAAAGGACUGGGGGAGAACAUCUUGUCCUUGCCCUACUGCCAAACUUGGUUGCUCAUUGGCACGUAUGAAUUCAGAAUGAUGUUCUUCCCCCGGGCAUGGCUCAGUGUUGGUAAAGCAGCAAGGUUAGCACUUAUGCUCGGCCUGAAUCGAUUGGAUGGUAUGGGUCUUGAGGUAAAACAGUCAUUACCGCCAGCAAGAGAUUGGACAGAGAAGGAAGAACGACGUAGGGUGUUCUGGAUGGCUUUCUGUAUCGAUCGUUUUGCAAGCGUCGGGACCGGGUGGCCAGUUCUUAUCGACGAGAGAGAUGUCAAGACGAACUUACCUGCUACCGAAGAAGCAUUCGUCAAGAGCAAACCACAGAGGACUCUACGCGUUGAGGACAUUUUGGCGGGUGAUGGACUCUCCACCUUGUCGUCUUUCGGUAGUGUUUCUUUCAUGGCAUACAUGUUCGGACGGAAUCUCUCGCACCUGCAUCGCCCUGAUCCUCAAGACAACGACCAUGACCUGAAUGGGUUGUACUGGCAGCGGCACAGAUCGCACGAUAACGUACUACUGCAUUUUGCCCUAGCAAUGCCCAACCAUCUCCGACUACCGGCUGGAAUGUCUGAUCCUAAUGUCAUCUUCUGUAACAUGGCGAUCCAUACUUCCACGAUAUGCCUUCAUCAAGCCGCUAUCUUCAAGGCGGAGAAAAACCGGAUGCCCGAGCAGAUCAUCACUGAAAGUAAACGAAGGUGUAUUGUCGCUGCUGAUCAAAUCUCUAAUAUUAUGAAGAUGAUCAGCCACAUGGACCUAACGGCUUUAAAUCCUUUCAUGUCAUACUCUGUCUAUGUCGCUGCGCGCGUCUUCGUACAGUAUCUUAAAUCCCGCCCCGACGACUCAGCUGCUCGUUCCUCUCUCGGAUUUGUCUUCACCGCACUCGAUGCCAUGAAGAACAAGAACCCCUUGACUGAAUCUUUCCUGGUUCAGUUGGACGUCGAUAUUGAAGGUACUCCAUUCCGAGACAUUCGACAAGCGAAAAGGCCUCGUAUCACAAACAAUGUGCAAAAAAAGGUAAGUCUCCGCACAGAACGAUCUCCAAUUAUCACAAUCUCUAAUGAUCAACAGGGUCGCGGCUGUACACCACUCGUACCAGUAGAGCAACACCAAAAUCAUCAAUCUGCAAUUGAAGAAGUGCCCGCCAGGCCAUCGGCUGGCCCACAGCAACACUAUUACACGCCCUCAUCUCUACCCUCUCGUGAAGGACAGAGUCUUCCACAAUUACAGAACAGGAACCCUCCAGGUUCGGAUCCUUUCGCAAAAUCGCCGUUCAAUCUCAGCUCGGGAACUGAAUCUGGACCGGGAACUGACAAAGGACUUUCGCCCGAGUUCACCGACAAGAGUUCCAACAACAGUCCAGUGUCUAAUGAUACAUCUAUACUAAACCAGACUACCAUACACGAUCCUUCUUCUACUACUUAUAUAUCCCUGGAUCCGUCCUCGUCCCUGAAGCAGCAGCAGCCAUCAACUUCAUCAUCUCUCAACCAAACCAACCAUCAACAAUCACAUACCUCUCUCGAUACUAGUAGCGCAGUAAACAUGAGUAUGGGUGCCGGCCCAUUCGGUGCAUUUGAUAUGGGCUUCUCUUCCCAGUUAUAUCAAACGGGCAUGGUGACUCCCCUCGACUCUACCGGUUCGGAAGGGUCUAUUCCCAUGCCUACGUGGGAUUUUGGCGCGCCUCAAACUUCGAACGGUGAAAAUGUCGACAUGAUUACUACCGGCAUGGAAUCAUUAGAAGCACAGUGGGCACAAUUACUAGGUUCAGCUCCAGGGACAGGGACCGGGACAGGAUGGGACUCAUGGCGAAAUCAAGUAUAG